UUAGGCCGCAACUUGCCGCACGAUACCACCGCGGAGUCACGAAUAGAACCAACUUUAUAUGUUCUCGUCAUGAUUGUUUUCUACAAGCGAUACCAUAACAGCGUCAAUAACGCUGAAGCAUGCCUGAGCUUCGUCGGCGUCUGCAUAGCUAGCUAUCUCGAUAACUUCACCUCACAGCAAUCAGAAGUUCCGACAUUGAUGACGGGUCGCUUCACAUGUGCGAUUCUUCAAAGCAUAUCAGCUAUCGCGUUUCGCAUAAUCAUUAUGGCGGCGUCGUAACAGGCUAAAUGCAUGGCCAGACCGCACUCAGGCCGAAGUGUGCACACCUCCUGUGCCUCAACAUGUUCAAUACGUGCCAGUGAAGACCGGUGGUUUAGCAUCUAUAUCUGACUAUCAAGCAAGCACUUCACUACUGACUGACCUUCAAAUACUGACGAACCCGUAUGCAUAUUCUUGAUCUCCAGCUCUGGCGCUCGUUGACAUCCUAUCGUGUAAAUCAGCUCAAUCAGCGACGGACAGGAUAUUUUGGGUGAAGGAAACAUAGAAGUUGCCGCAGUCACUGCCAUAUUCGAGGUGCAGCAUGUCUGCAACGAUUACUGUGAAUGGACUG
Messenger RNA from Suillus fuscotomentosus, 610 nucleotides. RefSeq lists its product as uncharacterized. The transcript is spliced from 3 exons. Bases 70 to 279 code for a protein of 69 amino acids. The record is from RefSeq and is a predicted model, not a curated record. NCBI's taxonomy places the organism in Eukaryota, Fungi, Basidiomycota, Agaricomycetes, Boletales, Suillaceae.